AUGGUUCUUCAGGACAUUCAAGGGCCCUUUAACUUAUAUUCUGAUAGCCUGUAUAUGGUUAACCUGCUUCCUCAUGUCCCCCAAGCACAUAUUAGGCUGGAUGAUAACCCUAUUUCCCCCCUUAUGGUUACCCUCAAAGGUUUAUUAGAGGGACGGGGGGCUCCCAAUCAUGUCCAGCACUUGAGGGGACACUCAAAGCUCCCUGGGUUUCUGUCUGUUGGAAAUAAUUGGGCUGAUCAACUAGCCACCGGCCCACAAGCAUUAACUUUACAGGAAGCCACUCAAUUACAUGACUUAACCCAUAUCAAUUGGAGGGGCCUACGAUACAGGCUCCCCCAAGUCCCUGUAUGGGACCUCAAAAAAAUCAUCCACACUUGCAAAACGUGUCAACCCUUCCUGAAGGUGCCCCCAUUACAGACACAGGGAGUAAAUCCUGGAGGCCUCAAACCCAACACUCUCUGGCAAUCUGAUGUCACCCAUUUUUCAGCCUUUGGCCUGCCAGCACAGGUUAAAACAGAUAAUGGACCUUGCUUUAUUAGUGAAGCAAUGUCGGACUUUUUUAGCAGAUGGCAUAUUAAACACAUUACAGGAAUACCUUACAACCCUCAGAGCCAGGUUUUAUAUAAUUCACAGGUCAAGAAUGAUGAGAACUGCCUUGAUUACCUGAAGCCAAGUGUCUUCAGAGAUGGAGACCUAGUGCUGGGAGUGUUUUUUCCCCUGUACUACAUGGAACCAGAAAGAGAGAUGAUCCAAUUAUCCUUUUUACUCAAGCCUGAGUAUAAAGUGGUGGCAUCUUGGUGGUUGUGGAAGAACUACCAACAUGUCCUGGCUUUUCACUUUGCCAUCCAGGAGAUCAAUAAGAAUCCCUACUUACUCCCCAACAUGUCCUUGGGUUACCAAUUCUACAAUGGUUUUCCCAGUGAUCAGUUCACCUUGUGGAGCACUCUGCACUGGCUCUCAGGACAGGGUAUAUUUGUCCCUAACUACAACUGCAAAAAACAGGACAAAUCAGUCGCCAUCAUUGCAGGAACCACAUCAACAUUUUCUGCUGAAAUUGGAACUCUUUUGGAGCUCUACAAAAUCCCACAGAUCACCUAUGGCCCUUUUGAUCCUCUGCUAAGUGAUAAAGACCAGUUUCCCUCACUCUAUCAGAUGGCCAACAGUGACAGCGCUGUGGCUCAUGGAAUGAUCUCCUUGUUGCUGCAUUUUGGCUGGACUUGGGUGGCGCUCUUUGUAUCUGAUGAUAUGAAAGGAGAGCAGUUCUUUCGGUACUUCGAGGCAGAGAUGGUAAAGAAAGGUCUCUGUGUGGCCUUUACACAAAAACUCCCUGCCACUAAGAGACUGUAUGCCUCCACUGAUAUCACUUUCAUGACUGGGAUCAGCCUUUCUUCUGCAAAUGUGCAUAUACUCUAUGGUGAAGUAAGGAGCCUCAUCAAUGUGGACUUUGCAGGAGAGUACUUUUUAACCAUGGGCAAGGUGUGGAUCAUGGUAGCAAAGUGGAACAUUGUUGUGCAUGAGACAUACCGUGCACUGCACUCUUUCCAUGGAGGCUUCUCAUUUUCACCACACAAGGGGGAAAUUCCUGGCCUCAAACAUUUUCUCAAGACAGUGGACCCUUCCCACUACCCAGAAGACUUUUACUUCACUAAACUGUGGUUUCACAUUUUCACCUGCCUACCUUCUGGGUCACAAUGUGGAGAAAUAGGAGACUGCCCACCAAACACUUCCUUAGAGUUUUCUCCAGGAGACAUUGACAUAAUGACCAUAUCUGACUCUAGCUAUUUCAUCUACAAUGCUGUGUAUGCAGUGGCCCACGCCCUCCAUAAGAUGUUUCUAGAGAAAGUGGAAAUGGGAUCUCCAGGAGAUGCAGCUCAACCUAAGCUUCUUCCCUGGCAGCUUCACCCACUUCUGAAGAAAAUCCAAUUUAGGAACAGUGCUGGAUAUGACAUAUGCUUCCAUGAAACAAGGCACGAUGUGGUACAAUAUGAUAUCCAGAAUAUUGUGAAUUUUCCUGUGGGCCUUGGGUUGAUGGUCAACAUUGGAAAGUUUUUCUCUAAGAGUUCACAUGAUCAAGCCUUGGUCAUCAAUGAAGAGAUGAUAGAAUGGCCUAUUGCAUUCAAAGAGACUCCUCAAUCUGUGUGUAGCCAGAGCUGUGGCCCAGGAUUCAGGAAAGUGCCACAGGAAGGAAGACCUGUCUGCUGCUAUACUUGCACUUUUUGCACAGACAGAGACAUUUCCAAUCAGACAGAUGCAGAGCAGUGCAUCCCAUGUGCAGAUCACGAGUACCCAAACCAGGAGAGAAACCGCUGCCUCCCCAAGCUGGUGACCUUCUUAGCCUUUGAGGAUGCCCUGGGGAUGGCUCUGGCCUGCAUGGCUCUGUGCUUCUCUGUCCUCACAGCUGCGGUCCUCUGGGUCUUUGUGAAGCACCGAGACACUCCCAUUGUCAAGGCCAAUAACCGGACCCUCAGCUACAUCCUGCUCAUUGCCCUCCUCCUGUGCUUCCUCUGUUCCUUACUCUUCAUUGGCCGUCCCAACACAGUCACCUGCCUCCUCCAGCAAAUAACAUUUGGCCUUGUAUUCACAGUGGCUGUUUCCACCGUGCUGGCCAAGACCAUCACUGUGAUUCUGGCCUUCAAGUUUACAAAACCUGGAAGAACUACCAGGCGAUUGCUGGUAUCAGGAGCUUCUAACUCUGUCAUUCCCAUCUGCUUCCUGAUCCAACUGGCUCUCUGUGGCAUCUGGCUUGGGACUUCUCCUCCCUUUAUUGACACAGAUGCGCACUCUGAGCAUGGACACAUCAUCCUGCUGUGCAACAAGGGCUCAGUCACUGCCUUCUACUGUGUCCUGGGCUACCUGGGCUCCUUGGCCCUGGCCAGCUUCACUGUGGCUUUCCUAGCCAGGAAUCUCCCUGACAUGUUCAAUGAAGCCAAGUUCCUGACGUUCAGCAUGCUGGUGUUCUGCAGUGUCUGGGUGACCUUCCUGCCUGUCUACCACAGCACCAAGGGGAAGGUCAUGGUGGUCGUGGAGGUCUUUUCCAUCUUGGUCUCCAGUGCAGGGCUCCUGGGCUGCAUCUUCCUCCCCAAGUGCUACAUUAUUCUCUUAAGACCAGAAAGGAAUUCUUUGAAAGACUUAAAAAAAAGUGCAAGUUCUAAGGGAUUCUAA
Molecule: messenger RNA, 3162 nt
Organism: Lepus europaeus (European hare)
Lineage: Eukaryota; Metazoa; Chordata; Mammalia; Lagomorpha; Leporidae
Product: vomeronasal type-2 receptor 116-like
Exons: 8
Coding region: 1-3162 (1053 amino acids)
Biological process (GO): DNA integration; G protein-coupled receptor signaling pathway
Cellular component (GO): membrane
Molecular function (GO): G protein-coupled receptor activity; zinc ion binding; nucleic acid binding
Source: RefSeq, a predicted model, not a curated record